UGUAAUUAGCUAGCCUUUAGUGCCUAGUAGUAACUUUGAUAUCUUAAUUUAAGUUAUUUUUGAGUCAACCUAAGUCUUGGUCCGUGUGUUCUGUCAAACUAUUUAGUUGUGUUUCACAUGUAUUACUUACAUGUGGGGGUCAAUAACACCAGUUUCGCUGUGGUAGGCAACCAUGUUCCUGAAGUGCUGCAGGCAUUUUUGUCUAAGGCACUACACCAAAUAAGCUGAUGUAAAAUAUUUGAUACAUUUCGUGAUUUUCUAAAUUCAAGGACCACGAUUGCCUACCCCUGGCCUGGUGCUCUAAGUGAACAAGUGAAGCUGUGUAGAGACAACAGGAAAAACGAGUGUACAACUGUUGUGCAUUUGGACUUGGGAAAGGCCACAGCACCACAGACAGAAAGAUGCCACCAAUUUCUGACGCGGAGGCACCUAUGCCAGAGGGGGAUACCGCCGUGAGGUUGUCAAGAGCCGAUUGCCUCUGCCCGGUGUGCCUGGAGAUCCUCAUGGAGCCGGUGACGUUGCCAUGUCAACACUCGUUCUGUAAGCCCUGCUUCCUGGAGACCGUGGACAAGGCCAACAUGUGCUGCCCACUGUGUCGCAAGCGCGUGUCCACCUGGGCAAGACUUAAUAGCCGGAACAAGACGCUGGUGAACGAGGAGUUGUGGCGGCAGGUCCAGGCAGCGUUCCCUGUGCAGUGCCAACGAAGGCUCAGUGGGCAGGAGGAGGAGGAGGAGGAAAACAUGUUGGUCCCCAGACCCAAAGUCAGUCUGCCAGGAGAGGUACGGAGAGAGUACGAGGAUCAAAUCUGCAAGCUUGCAGAGGAGAAACGGGCCCUCGAGGAGGCGGAAAGGAAGGCUAGUGAGCAGUACAUCCAGCACCUGCUCGCAGAAGAGGAGGAGCGUCAAGCAGAGGAGAGGAGGAGGGACGAGGAGAGGCAGCUGGAGAACGAUGAGAAGCUUGCCAAACUGCUCAGCCAGGAACUGAAUCCAAGCCCUAUCUCUGAGUCACAAAAGAACCGGCGGCCAACUGACACUCCAGCAAAGAAGAGAACCAACACCAACGCUGGCGAUAUAGAGAAGUUCUUAAUUCCACAAAGACAUAGCAGUGUCUCCGACAAGGAGAACAUCUCACACAUGGAGACAAACCGCUGGUCACCCAAAGAGCAAGCCGAGUGCCCAAUGCCCUUGCUGGACUUCUACGGAAGCCCAGAGAACUGUCCGAUGCUGGGAAAGGCCACAACAUCAGAGAGUGUGACGCACCAUCCAACUAACGCUGGAGGAAUUUCACUGGCACAAGCACUUCCCCAUGGCACCCCAGCCAAGAGAAAGAGCUGUGUCAUCGAGGAGUCAAACGAAGGGGACCGGGUCAGUAAGCAGUCCUGUCCCUCGUCGUCGUCAUCAUCAUCAUCCCUCUAUCUACCCUAUGGACAGGCAGAAUUAGUUGGGGACGCCCAUCUGUUCCAGGAGCUAGCCCAGAGAGAGGAGGUGCUGUUCAGUCGCAGGCAACAAGAGGAGAAAGACCGGCAGCUGGCACUACAGCUACAGAAACAGCUGAACCGGGAAGAGGCGUUGCGGGCCGUGGACCGCAGAAAGGGCUCCUGCGACCAGUACCAGCUCCGCCAGAAGUCACAGUCGUCACAGAAGUGCAGUAGUAGCAUGCCCAGAAGGGCGCCGUCACAUUCCUCAUCUCACAAAGAGGACAGGGUGUCUGUGAAGCGGAGGCAGUCCGAGGCCUCUUGCACUGCCACACGGAGGGAAAGCCUUUCCCCCAGUGAAACUGCCACCCCCUCCAACCCCCUGAAGAGGGGCAGCAAGCAGACCACCCUCACAGAGAUGUUUCACAGUCUGGGCGACUGACUCUUGCAUUCAAAGCAUCUGUGGCAUCACAACCAGAGCGCCUUUACUCUCCUCUCCUCAUCAGCUGUGAGGCAUCAGGUGUUUGGGAUUUGUCUGUGUUUAUUGAAGUUGCAAGGUGCAGCUUUGGUGUACUUUCAGUCAGUGCACUUUUCUUGGUGGACAACAUCAUGAACUUGGGUACUGUGCCACCCAAUUUGUAUGUUCCAACCCAAAGAAAUAUUGUUUUGCAAUUUGUAUGAUAUAAAUCCAAUUCCUAACAUCAUACAAAAGUCUUGUUUUGAGGAUUCAGGAGUGGAUUCUAUACUUCAUACAGAUGAAUGGGUGGAUUGUGCUGCUUGGACGCUGUUUGGCGAUAGAAUUGUGCCUUUUCAUGGUGUCUCAUUGUUUAAGGCUAACUGGAAAUGACAAUGGCACCAACAACUAGUUUGGUUAACAUUUAUUUUACAGCUUUAUUAUUCUGUUGAGAUUCAGAUAUGUGAUGACUUUGGAAUAAAAGACUACAUGAUAUCA
Esox lucius (northern pike) is the source of this 2366-nucleotide messenger RNA. RefSeq names its product ring finger protein 168 (gene rnf168). The transcript is spliced from 7 exons. The coding region runs from base 402 to 1856 and encodes 484 amino acids. The record is from RefSeq and is a predicted model, not a curated record. Gene Ontology annotation, biological process: protein ubiquitination; double-strand break repair. Lineage: Eukaryota; Metazoa; Chordata; Actinopteri; Esociformes; Esocidae. Gene Ontology annotation, cellular component: nucleus; site of double-strand break. Gene Ontology annotation, molecular function: nucleosome binding; ubiquitin-protein transferase activity; metal ion binding.